Messenger RNA from Cladophialophora immunda, 5734 nucleotides. RefSeq lists its product as uncharacterized. Gene Ontology annotation, molecular function: DNA-binding transcription factor activity, RNA polymerase II-specific; zinc ion binding; RNA polymerase II cis-regulatory region sequence-specific DNA binding. The record is from RefSeq and is a predicted model, not a curated record. Bases 978 to 4346 code for a protein of 1122 amino acids. Gene Ontology annotation, biological process: DNA-templated transcription; regulation of transcription by RNA polymerase II. NCBI's taxonomy places the organism in Eukaryota, Fungi, Ascomycota, Eurotiomycetes, Chaetothyriales, Herpotrichiellaceae. The transcript is spliced from 2 exons. Gene Ontology annotation, cellular component: chromatin.
CCUCUCUUUUGACCGCAAAACCUCCUCUCAUCGUACUUUUAUUCCCUCCACGCCGCACAUCCACACGCAUCCCGCGUCCUCUGCAUCACCCCCCAACCUCCAUCCCCCGUCCUCGUGCCUCUGACUGGCUUCUGCACUCCGCUCUGCACGACGGGGCUUGCCAUUGCCUGAUCCAUAUCUAGCCUAGAUACUCCGCCAUGCCAGUGUCGACGGAACUACAACCAGCGACCAGCAUAACUGCAACCUAGACCCCAACAAUUGCCCCGGUACCGCCUCCUUACAGAAGCAACGAAGAUCCCGCUGCAUUCGAAAGACCCUUCUCCGUAUUGCUCUCCAGACCUCCAGGCUUUGUCUGGACGCCCACGCAGCACCAGACCCAGGCCCUGUUCUCGGCUGUCCACUUUUCCUCGCCACAGGCCAUGAGGAGCAGCAAAAGCAAUAAGUCCUCCGCUCAUUUCUCACGAGCCUUACCCCCCGAGGUCACCUGAACAACGUUCAUUCUGCGCGACCCGGUACCUGCAUUCGAAGGAAAACUCGCUCGUGCCAUUUCUGCAUCCCACAACCCGUUGCGAAUUCUUUCUCCCACAAACGCCAUCUAGUCCAUCUUAGUCUGCGCAAAGAACAUCCCUUGAUUGUCUAUCGAAGUAUUGGGCUGAGGCCGAGGGGGACACAUACAAACACGGGGUACUGCAGAGAAGUCGCAACUACCUUAGGCAAGUCUACAACCGGGAAGACAGGUACUCUGCGCCAACCCAGCAAUACCUCCACCCCCCACAGACCGCAUAGCUGCGACAGCCCAGUGGGAAGAAUUAGGAGCCUGUCUGAAUCCCCUCGUCGACUUCCACUGUGAGUCUUGGCUGUGCGGAUCAUUGGCAUUCCGAUCAUGCCGCAUAACCCGUGAUAUCACUUGCCUGCAUCGCCGCCUGGAUCACUGUCAGGCUCUCAGGCUUGUUGUGACAACCGCACGUUCACGCAUCAUGGCAGAGCUCGACUCUGUGGAACAAAGGGAGCAGGAUUCGCUCGCCCAGAACGGCUCCUCCGACGAUGUCAAGGACGCCGAUGGCGGCGGAGGAGAAAAUGUCGGUGGACCACCGCCGAAAAAGAGGAGGAGAGUUGCAAAGCCGAAUCCAGACAAGAAAUUCGAGUGUAAACACGAAGGGUGCGGUAAAAGCUACUCUCGUGCUGAGCAUCUCUAUAGGCACCAGCUCAACCAUACUCCCAAGACAAUCUAUCGUUGCGACUAUCCCGACUGCAGUAGGUAUUUUGUGCGUCAAGAUCUUUGCAUUCGACAUCGGGAACGACAUACAACCCAUGGCUCCCAACUCCACAAGCGGGAUGCUUUCGCCCAGUCCACCUCGAAUACCCAGGUGAUGCCUACGAUGGCACCCCAGCACCACCACGGUCAACCUCAAGCUUAUCCAAUGUCUGCCCCUGACGUCAAGAGUGCCCAGGAUGGCCAGCAUCUCGGCCCUCAACAGGGGCAUUCCGUCGACAGUCGUCACUAUGGACAGCCGUCUCACAUUGCCAACAAUACUGUCCCUCCUCAAACGGCGUCCACCGAACCGAGAUUUCAUCCUCCCACCCCGCAAACCGCCGUUGCCAGACCGGAACCCCCGUUGCAUCGUACCGGCAGCCUUAGUAGCAAUCCUAUGAGCCCACCGCAAAAACAAGAGAACUGGUCCUCAGUUGUCCGCAGACAAAGUUUCAACAAUUCGGAUCAGAGGAGGGACCAGGCAUCUUAUUCCCAGAUGCAAGCAAGAGAUAGGAGCUCGGGGCAAAAUGUCCCGCCAUCGCCCGUUCGGCAAUAUUCCGGGACGUCGGGACCCCCUCUGCAGCCGGUCCGAUCGCACUCCGACAGUGCCAUGGACAGAAGUGUAUUGAAUAACGGCUAUAUGCAGUCUGUUGACAUGACUUCCGCUGCCGCGUACUCUUCGGCAGGCUAUCCAUCUGCCGGUGUGUCGCGGACGGCAGAUGCUGCGUUUGCUGCUGCGGUCUCACAUGGAUUGACCCGGAAUGAUCCCUUCUCAUACUCCCUGCUUAACACCAGUAUGUCGAACGUGGACAUCAACACCGGCUUCGGGUUCCCUGUCUUCGGCGGUGACGAGUUCACUCAGACGCCAUUCACUGUGGCGGAUGAUUUUACGCAGUGGCUCUUCAACGAUGCUCAGUCUGGGUCCAACGAUUUCUCGCCGCCCAACUACGUCCCCGGUUACAGUGGCCAUGACCAGCAGCAGGUUCAAGGUCCGUAUUUUUCCCAAAGCCCAUCAUCAUCUGGCAACAACUACUCCACAAGUACCGGCUUGCAGCAUCCUAUGAGCGUUACCAGCAUUCUGGAUUCAACUGCGACCAGCCAAUACAUAAUGUCUGAGUCCAAACGUCACGAGCUCCUCGAUCUGAUGCAGACCCAAUUCCUUGAACGCCCGCACGAUGCAGUGAAAAAGAGAAAGGACUCCGUGUUUGAAGGUGACCUUGACAACGAGGGUCAUAUCUUGAGUUUGCGAAUGAUGCACACCUACAUUGGUUCAUAUUGGUAUCAUCAACAUGCGCAGUUGCCCAUCCUACAUAAGCCCACUUUUUCUGCUGAUCGGACUCCCAACCUCCUGUUACUCAUGGUCAUUGCCAUUGGGGCUGCGACGUUGGAUAAAGCUUACGGCACGACUUUAACCGAUUCUGCGGCAGAAUUUGCCAAUUUCGUUGUUUGGCAUCUGCGCUGGGAAAUUGUCCGAGAUGUCGACUUCAGACCUCCUGCAAAGCUCUGGGUCUUUCAGACCCUUCUACUUAUCGAGGUAUAUGAGAAGAUGUAUGCGACUCGGGCGCUGCACGAAAGAGCGCACAUUCACCAUGACUCGACCCUUACUCUCAUGCGCCGCGGCAGCUCCCUCCUGGGUCGUUCAGCAUCUGAUUCCCCGCCCAGUCUACGAGGAGAGCAGGACAAUGGGAGGAUGUCGGUACCGUUCAUGGGAGCAGAAGCCUCAAAAUCCGAAGAAUCUUGGCAUCGAUGGAUCACUACCGAAGCAACGCGUCGUGCAGCUUUCGGAGCCUUUGUUCUUGAUUCCAUUCAUGCAACUAUGUUCGGUCACGCGGCGAAGAUGGUCGCACAUGAGAUGCGCCUACCCUUGCCAUGUGAUGAAGGUCUUUGGUCCGCUGUUUCCCCCUCCGAGGCUGCGCGAGUUCAAUCCUCGUUGCAGACCAACGGAAUCAAGCCAAUCAUGUUUCUUGAUGGUCUAAAGAGGACGCUGAACGGUCAAAGAGUACGCACGAAUUCCUUCGGCCGUACCAUCAUCAUGGCGGGUCUGCUAUCCGUCUCUUGGCAUAUGACUCAAAGGGAUUUGCAAAUCUCUUCCCUCGGACCGCGAACAGCCAACUCCUUUGGAGGGCCAGACAAAUGGAAAGGCGUCCUGUUACGCGCCUUUGACAACUGGAAGCGGGAUUUUGACGAAGCUUUGGCAGAAGCCACACCUGCCCCGUCCUCCCCGUUGCGGACCCCCGUUGCACCUCCCCACCCAAUCUUACGCCCAGUUGAUGAUGAAAACAUCUUCGAGUCACGGACGGUGCUGCAUCAUCUUGCACACAUUGCCGCCCAUGUCGAUGUUGUUGAUUGCCAAGUCUUCGCCGGUGCGAACAGACUCCUCGGACGCUCAAUAACCCCAAAGGAUUACAGUGUUGUACGUGAGAAGAUCGAGCGGUGGGCUACAAAGGCUUCGGCAAGAGACGCAGCGUUUUAUGCUCUCAAAUUUAUUGUUCAGGUUCUCAUUCCACCAGACGGAGAUGGGCUGGAUGGGAUCAGCGGUCGCUUGUAUGGCCACGCCAGCCCAAUCCUUCCACAAGCAUUCGAGCACAACCAAUAUAUUGCUCGUGAUGAUUUCCUGUUGAAUCGCCCCUGGGUGCUGUACAUAUCAGCACUCGUCGUCUGGUGCUACGGUUUCGCCCUUGAAGGCCCCAUCAAGCCUCCCCCAACCGAAGCAGAAUUCGAAACCUACGAGCAAAAGGAGCGAGACAUGCGGCAAUACCUCGAGAGGGUUGCUGGAGUUCGGGCACCCGAUGAUCUUGAAAACGUGAAAGGCAAGAACCGAUGUCUCGGAUUGCUCAUGAUUUUAAAGGAGUCCUUCGAGAGCACAAGAUGGGAGCUCACCCAUGAAGCCGCAGGUCUCCUGGGCAAUGCCUGUUCCAAACUCAAAGGCAUUGACGAAGACAAAAUCGUGGGUCCCGGCAGUUUGGCAAGGGACGAUCCCAGUUUGACACCCAAUGGCUAUUUCUACGGAAAUUCCAACGGCCACACUCACUCGGGUAUUCACCGUGAAAACAGUCGAGAGCAUGUGACUGUCGCUAACGCGGCCAGGAUAUAGGCUGCGGAGCUGCUGGUACACACUGACGCGAGUUUCUUACUCCGGUUCGUUUUUCACACCAAACCCCGGUCAGGGCAGAAAUAGUAUAGUUUCCGGGUAGCCAGCACACCGGCUGCGUGCGAGAGCAGCAUGGCACAGCACCUGCAGUCUCUUUCGGUUUCACCAGGCCGGUCGAACGUGGAGCCUUGCUUACAGGGAAUAACGAUCUUUCUUAUUGCUACUAUUGGAUGCUCUUGUUGAGUGCAAAGGAUUUCAAAACAGGUUCGACGAAAUUUGCCUUUUUUGUUGCGUUUUGUGUUUAAGCAGGCGGCUAUCUGAUACCCCAUCUGUUGUGACUUUUGUCACGUCUUGUUUAUAUCAUUGUUCAUGUCAUGUUUGUUGUCAAUUACAUCGGCAAAGGCCACAGCAUAUAUCCCUCCUAACACAUCACCGAAGGGUCGGCGAGAUGGCAUUCGGCAUUCGGAAUGGGGCAACUUUUGCCACUUGGGCACCAAUUAAAGGUUGGGACAUUUAUGCGAACAUGUUUGCUUUUCCUUGUUCAGAGCUGCAUGUACACGGUGCACGGAAAUUGCUUUUGCGGUUUGCAAGGGUGUGCAGAUGGAACCCGCGAAAUUGUGGAGAAAGGAGCACAUGUUUAAACAGAAUGAUGUCUCAAUAUGCAUGCAUACGAUGCAAAGGCUGGGUUGAUCAAGAGAUGGCAAGUGGAAGCGAUGGAAUGCAUCUUCCUACUUGGUCGCAGUCACUGAUUUGAGCAUGUUGUUCUUUCACGCGGCAUGAUACAUCUGGACCUGGGACGAUCUCAUCACGCGGCAGUCUGUCUCUACCAGUCGGAGCAUUUUCAACAGCGGCUGGUCAUUUCUUCCAGCUGUGGUUGUCUGUCUUUACCAAACCGGAUUCGUUUAUUCCUUUCUUGAGCGACGGCAAUCCAUUUGUUGCACCACUGCACGUAUGGACAUGAAGAAUAUGUCGUCUUGCAGGCACGACCUCAGGAAGAAUGAAAUGGCAUCAAACGUGCCAAUCUACUAAUGUCGAUCUGUUGCGGGCCCCUGAAUUUGUGGGCAAAUUUGUUAGGUUUUCUCACUGUCAUUAUAUUACGCAUCAUAUUGGCACAUGGCGGGGAGGGGACGGAAAAGGGGACAAAAAUAAGCUUUAUGAGGGAUGGUUAGGUGGAUGAAUCGAUGAGUGAAUGGAAGGAUGGAUGAACAGAUGAUCGAGACAUAUGAUAAACCCAGGUGGCACGGGGCACACAGGGGAGGAAAUGGGCGAGAGGGGCGGCGACGAGGCUGAAAUGGGUGACGGAGACGGAGAGGUGAACAAUAGCUGUAGUCGAACAUAUGCACCUUAAAUCCAUACUACGUGGUGUGUCUGCACCACAGAUCUUCUCGAAA